AUGUGCAUAGGAGGUAGUGGCUUCAUCGCAAGCCACAUCCUGAACACAUUGCUGGAACAUGGGCAAGUCACAUACCACGCACUAAAUAUACAACCAGUUCCUGAUCCUAACGUGAACUUCAGCUUCGGGGUAGUCUUCACCGUCCGAUCUGAAUCUAAGGGCCGUAGAAUCAUCGAUGUUUACCCGGACACCCCGUCAGAGAAGCUGUCUUUCGUCGUAGUGGAGGAUAUUGCGGAAGAGGGGGCCUUUGAUGAGUUGAGCGACUUUUUGAAGGCCGUGAAAUCCGACCCUCCCUUCAACUUCGUCAUCCACACCGCUUCCCCUUACCAUUUCAACAUUCAAGAUUCCGUCAAGGAUUUCCUGGAGCCCGCCAUUAACGGCACGACGGGUAUCAUCAAAGCUGUCAUGGCUUAUGCACCGACUGUCAAGCGUGUGGUCCUCACCUCGUCAUUUGCCACCAUCGUCAAUCCGUGGAACCAUGCCAAGGUGUACGACGAGACCAUGUGGGGCCCGGUGACGCGGGAGCAGGCGAUGGACCCGACAGGAGCGUAUCGUGGGAGUAAGAUCUUGGCCGAAAAGACCGCGUGGGAACUCAUCGAAACACAAAAACCGCAGUUUGAUUUGGUAACGAUCCACCCCCCAAUGGUCUACGGCCCUGUACCCAGCUUCCUUAAUGGCCUCGACUCGCUCAAUACUUCCAACCAUCGAAUCCGGGCGAUGAUCCAGGGCGAGACCAAAAACACCGGUUUGCCGCCUACGGCGGUCUAUCUGUUCACGGAUGUGCGAGAUGUAGCUUUAGCGCAUGUGCGUGCGCUGGAGGUCCCACAGGCUGGCGGUCAGCGGUACUUCGUUGUGGGGGGCCAUUACUCGAACAAGAUGAUUGCGGAUACCAUUCGACGAUCGUAUCCACAGCUUGCAGAGAGGUUGCCGGCGGUCGAGGAUACGGAGGAUGACACCCCGCCGAAUGUUUAUGGGUAUGACAAUCGUAAGUCGCGAGAGGUACUCGGGUUGACGUAUGGGUCGAUCGAGGAGUGCGUGAAGGAUACGGUGGCAUCGAUGUUGGCCUUGGAAGCUGGUCAGGGUUCGACGAGCAAUUGA
This is a messenger RNA of Letharia lupina, 1098 nucleotides long. RefSeq lists its product as uncharacterized. Gene Ontology annotation, molecular function: oxidoreductase activity, acting on the CH-OH group of donors, NAD or NADP as acceptor. The transcript has 3 exons. The record is from RefSeq and is a predicted model, not a curated record. Lineage: Eukaryota; Fungi; Ascomycota; Lecanoromycetes; Lecanorales; Parmeliaceae. Bases 1 to 1098 code for a protein of 365 amino acids.